AUGGUGUUAGAUAUUAACUAUUUCAGAGAUGAAAAACUGCUCAAAGAAUUGAGAGAAUCUGAAGCACGGCGCUGUGAAACCAACAGCGUGGUGGACAAGGUAAUUGAGGCCGAUAACGACUGGAAAAAGGCAAUGUACAGCUACGAACAGCUGAAAAGGAACCUGAACGAAAUGUCCAAAAAGAUAUCGGAGUACGCGAAGCUGAAUAGGGGAAAGGGAGACCUGAACAACGACACGGAGUUCCUGAACCUGAAAACCCAGGCCGAAAUCAAAAAGGAAGGGAUCGCAGAGUGCCUAAAAAACAUAGAGGAAUGCAACAACAAGAGAAACAACCUGUUGAAAAUGGUUGGCAACGUAGUGGCCACGGAUCUGGUGGCGUCCAAGGACGAGAGUCUGAACGACGUGAUCAGGUCCUGGGUGCCGAGCUUUUUCGCCUGGGAAGGGAGCAAAUUCACGUGCAACGCUCUCAACAACACAGCCAACGCCGAUUUAAAAAACACAGCGGCGGAUCUGAGUGGCCUAAACAUAUCCACAGCCAGCAGUGCCACCGCUGACAAGGGGGUAUACCACGAAAGGAGCCACACGGUCGGGAUCAAGCGGCCUCCGUGGAAGAUACUGCAGCAUCACGAGAUACUGACGCGUUUGAACGGCCUCGAGGUGACCAAGGGGGUGGAAAUAGCCGGACACCGAGGCUUCUUUCUGAAGGGGGCGGGGUGUCUGUUGAACCUGGCGCUGAUUCAGUACGGGUUCAACUUCCUCGUGCGGAGGGGGUUCCUCCCGGUGCACACUCCGUACCUGAUGAGGAAGGAGAUCAUGUCCGAGUGCGCGGAGCUUGACGACUUCGAAGAGACGCUCUACUGCAUCCCGCCGCUCAACGGCCCUUCUGAGGGAGAGAACGGAGGGACUAGUAGUAACACUAACAUUAUUAGCAGUAAUAGUAGUGGUAACAAUGACAGUAAUUCUACUGUAGGCAAGGACAAGGACUUCGACAAAAACAAGUUGUUCCUAAUUGCGACCUCGGAGCAGCCGUUGGCAGCACUGCACAGGAACGAGACGUACCAGCGGCGGCAGCUGCCGAUAAAGUACGCAGGACUGUCGACGUGUUUCAGAAGAGAGGCCGGGGCGCACGGGCGCGACCUCAAGGGAAUAUUCAGAGUGCACCAGUUCCAGAAGGUGGAGCAGUUCGUGGUGUGCUCGCCAGAGUCGAGCAAGGAGAUGCACGAGCACAUGCUCGCACUCUCCGAGGAGUUCUACAGGUCGCUGAAGCUGCCCUUCAGAGUGGUCUCGAUAGUCGCGGGGGCGCUGAACAAGGCGGCCUCGAAGAAGUACGACCUCGAGGCCUGGUUCCCAGGCUACAACGACUACAGGGAGCUCGUCUCCUGCAGCAACUGCACCGACUACCAGGCCAGGAACCUGAACAGCAGAUACUACGACAGGAACAACCAGGACAAGACGUACCUGCACAUGCUCAACGGGACCCUGGUCGCGAGCCAGCGGUGCCUCUGCUGCGUCCUGGAGAACUACCAGACGCCCGACGGAGUGAUCGUCCCCGAGCCGCUGGUACCUUACAUGGACGGCCAGGAGUUCAUACCCUACGAACAGUAA
This is a messenger RNA of Theileria orientalis strain Shintoku, 1605 nucleotides long. Its product is annotated as seryl-tRNA synthetase. NCBI's taxonomy places the organism in Eukaryota, Apicomplexa, Aconoidasida, Piroplasmida, Theileriidae. Gene Ontology annotation, biological process: seryl-tRNA aminoacylation. Gene Ontology annotation, molecular function: serine-tRNA ligase activity; tRNA binding; ATP binding. The transcript has 3 exons. The coding region runs from base 1 to 1605 and encodes 534 amino acids. Gene Ontology annotation, cellular component: cytosol. The record is from RefSeq and is a predicted model, not a curated record.